CUGAACCGCCAUUGAGAGGAAAGGGUCAGAAAAUCAGUCCGAUACUGCAUUCGCACGUUUCUUCUGUCCCGACGCUAUAUUUCGACUUGCGCUGCUUUGUACUAGGAGCUGAAGCUUUUGUUUAUUUUUGUGAAUAAUUGUAGUUGACAUCGGGCGCCUUGUUUCUGGCACAGACGUGUUUGAGGAGAUUGUACAAGUAGCGGGCAGCGGACAGCCUGCUAACAUCGCUGUAACGAGGCUUCAGCUAACGUGUGCUAACCUGGCUAGCGGCACAGAGCAGACGGGCUGAGCGCUGCUCGGUGCUGGGCAGGGGGGGCAGUGUGCCUUUAGUGGCGUUUGAUGGAUCCGAGAAUCGCCUGGUUUCAACCAGAACAGCGUGGACCAGCUAACAACCUGUGGAUGCAAAUUUGGGAGACGACACAAGGGCUUGGGUACCUACAUGUAAAUACUAGCUUCACCUCUGGGUCUCCAAACGGGGCGUCCGGAAACAGUUGCAGAAACUGGGCUCCCAAUUCCAACAGCGGUAUCCCAAUGGAGGACGCAGAACUAACAGAGCAACAAGACUUCAUACCACUAGAAAGCAACAGCAACCACAACCACCGAGCCUCGGGCAGGGGCGGUGUUGGAGGAGUAGGGCAGCUGGGGAGCGGGGUGCUGUGGAGAGGGCUCACAGACGGACUCUCCAACAAAAGGAAAAGGGACAACAAAGCUAGCACUUUUGGAUACAAUUCCAGCCUCCUGCACACUGGCAAUGACUGUAACACAGGAAGACUCGCUGAAUACACGGGCACCCCAUGGAAAGUUCGAAACUACUCUGAAGGAAUUGUAGGGCUACAUGAAGAGAUAACGGAUUUCUACACAUACAUUUCCCCACGGCCAGAAGAGGAGAAGAUGAGACUGGAGGUGGUUGACAGAAUUAAAGCCGUCAUCCAUGAUCUGUGGCCCAGUGCUGAGGUGCAAGUCUUUGGGAGUUUCAGCACUGGUCUUUACCUGCCAACAAGUGACAUAGACCUUGUUGUUUUUGGAAAAUGGGAAACUCUCCCACUUUGGACACUGGAAGAGGCACUUCGAAGAAUGAAUGUUGCUGAUGAGAACUCUAUUAAAGUUUUGGACAAAGCCACUGUACCUAUUAUCAAACUCACUGACUCAUUUACUGAGGUCAAGGUGGACAUUAGCUUCAAUGUUAAAAAUGGAGUUAAAGCUGCUUGUCUUAUAAAGGAAUAUAAAGAGAAAUACCCUGUGCUGCCUUACUUGGUCCUGGUGCUAAAGCAGUUUCUGCUGCAGAGAGACCUCAAUGAGGUUUUCACAGGAGGAAUCGGCUCAUACAGUCUGUUUCUCAUGGCUGUAAGCUUCCUACAGCUUCACUACAGAGAUGUAUGUAGUCCCAAUAUCAACAUUGGAGUUUUGCUUAUUGAGUUCUUUGAGCUCUAUGGUCGCAAUUUUAACUACCUGAAAACGGGCAUUAGGAUAACAGAUGGAGGCUGCUAUGUUGCCAAAGAUGAAGUACAGAAGAACAUGAUGGAUGGAUACAGGCCUUCCAUGCUCUACAUUGAAGACCCUCUGCAGCCAGACAACGAUGUUGGGCGAAGCUCAUAUGGUGCUAUGCAGGUCAAGCAGGCAUUUGACUAUGCAUAUGUGGUUCUCAGCCAUGCUGUGUCACCCAUUGCCAAGUACUAUCCAAAUAAUGAGACUGAGAGUAUUCUUGGCAGAAUAAUCCGUGUUACUCAGGAAGUUGAUGAGUACCGGGAAUGGAUAAGAAGCAAUUGGGGCAACCAGUGUAAAAACGAAUUACCACUUAACAAAAAUGAUGCACUAUCCCAACAACUUGAUGAAUGCAACAACAAUGUUCCAAAUGAGGAGGAGGAGGAGGAGGAGGAUGUUGCUCCUCACAGUAAACAGUCUUCCAACUCUUCUUCACCAUCUCCAUCACUGCACUCCUCUCCCUCAUCCUCUCCUCUCUCACCCACAUCCACAUCCAGCUCCAGUGAUGCUGACUCUGAUGGCACACCAUGUAAGACUGCUAAACAGCAGCCCUGUCGGAGCUUGGUGCCCCACAGAGAAAAGUCUGUCUCUGUAGCUAAUCAUCGAACGAGUCAUGGCACUACCACUUCAUCUACAAGCAACAAAAGUGGCAAGGCAAGUUACUUUUUACACAAGGUAUACUGGGCAGUAUGUCAAAAACUUGUCUGUACUCUUUGUUUUACUCACAGGCAAGAGCGUCCCGUUUCCAUCUUAAGAGUGGCCACCAUAGUCAGAAAGGCUCCUCUGCCAGCACCAAAGCUCAUGAGAGCAGCCGGCCACAGCACCAAGGCAAUAGCAAGAAGAGAAAAAAUGUGAGAGACUCGACACAUGAAGACCUGUGCAGAUAGGGGCCUGCUUUUGACUAACAUGCCUCUGUUACCUACCAGUCGUCUUCUUCGGGAGGUUGUUGAGUUUAUUACAACCUGCCUUAUUGUUGUCUGUCAUGUUUUUGAGGAAGAAAAGCAACAAUUUAAAACAAAGUAAAAAAAUAACAUUUUAUUAAGAGCAUUUCUUGAAACUCAUUUGGUCAGCACCAUGCCUCUUGCGCCUCCUGCUGUUCAGGAAAUGAUGAACAAGUUGUAACAACUGCAACCUGGAACUGUGAGCUUAUUUAUAUUAAAAAACAAAACAAAAAAACAGGAUCAGAACUGACAAAAAGGCAAAUGGCCUUCAAAAAACUACUUUUUGAACAGAAACAUUGACUAUGAUAUUUUGACAUAAAAUGUAAUCAGCACACAUGGAAAACUUGUGCAUGGUAUUUCUUUCGGUUAUUUUUUUUCUGCAACAGUUUGUCAAAAAAAGUUAAAAUAUUUGUACAAAAUUCCCCCAAAGCAAAAUGUUUCAUAAACCUUUUUACAAAUGAUAAUAUUGAGGGAUGUGGAAACAUGCUCAUAUUUUUUUCCACAAAGGAGAAUCUCAUUUCAUUGCCAACAUAAAUCAUCAGCAUCUUUUGCCAACUUCUGGUUGAUUAGAAUAGUUAGCAGUGAGAGUUUUGACUGUUAACACCUUUUCUUUAUAUAGCACGAUACAGUUUUUAAGCACAGACAUAAUGCUUUAUAACUGAGCUCUGGUUUUGUAGCUGCACAGUGACUAUUGCAAGUGACAAGGCAGCUGGGAUUUUUAAAACCUGAAAAUCCUCCUUAUGUUGAACUGUUAUUAUUGGUGAUCUCAGUGCAUUUGUCAUUUAGUCAAGACAGCAGCAUUUUAAGAUACUACCGAUGUGUGUGGCUUUUGAAUGGUACAUUACUGCCAUAGUGAAAAUAUACACAUGUGUUUUGUAUAUUUGCCACUUAAAAAGAUGCCCCUGCUGUAGUAUAACAUUUUCAUGAUCAUAUUUGCACCUGGGAAUACCUACCUCUGAUUCUAAAUGUAUUUCCCACAUUUUUCAUUCUGAAUUAUAAGCAAUACUUUUAAAAGGGACUAUGAUAUACUGAGAGUAAAACAUCACACAAUCAAGAUUUUUUGCUCUGUCUUAGAAAAUGUGUUUGAUGCUCAUGCUGUUGUUUGGCUAUAAUCUUUCAAUUUGCCCAUUCUAACAGUGCCCAAUGUAAUGAAGCCCAGAUACACAUGAAACAUUUUUGGCAAGAUUUUACAAAUUAUCUGUAAUUUACCUAACAAAUUAUUUGUAUUGUUGAAUAUAUUUAUUUUUUUAAAAACUAUACGAACAUGUGAUAUGUGUAAUAACAGUAAACCAGUAAAUCUUAAGUCCUGUUUGCUGGAUGAUAAGGUUUGGUGUGGCACAUGUGCCGAUAUUGUUUUUUUUGUUUUGUUUUUGAUUGUUGAGUGACCAAGUUACUUUUAAGUUUUAAGAGACCAUUUUACAAGUCAGUAUCAAAGUAUUUUGAUGUGGCUGGUCUACUUUAAAGAAAGAUUUUUAAAUGAUACAAAAUGACUAUGAUAGCAGUCUUUCAUUUAUCCAGCACCAUUUAUCUACAGUACAAAAUCUAACCUGUAGAUGGAGCCAUUGGAUCAGUGGACCUUUUAAACUGCUUAGAUAAAUGUUAUUACUUUAUCAUUUAUAUGCAGUUUAAAAAAACGAUUUGUAUUAGUGACUUGGUCGAUGGGGCUGCCAGUCACUUGAAUAUCUGCCCUUUUAAAGGCGGAAGCCUUUAGUUCAAACAGUUCAAUUAUACUCAGCAUAUCUUAGAUUUUGUUUGUCUUCAGUCAUUACAAUUCAUGCAAUAAAAAUGUGCAAUGAAA
Boleophthalmus pectinirostris (great blue-spotted mudskipper) is the source of this 4221-nucleotide messenger RNA. It is a transcript of the gene tent4b, whose product is annotated as terminal nucleotidyltransferase 4B. The transcript has 11 exons. Lineage: Eukaryota; Metazoa; Chordata; Actinopteri; Gobiiformes; Gobiidae. Gene Ontology annotation, biological process: RNA 3'-end processing. Gene Ontology annotation, cellular component: nucleolus; TRAMP complex. Gene Ontology annotation, molecular function: mRNA binding; poly(A) RNA polymerase activity. The coding region runs from base 340 to 2337 and encodes 665 amino acids. The record is from RefSeq and is a predicted model, not a curated record.